AUGACCUGCCCUAACCAAGCCAAGGCCUCUCUCCAUCUUGAUUUAUCCUCACGCUGUGGCCAUCGAGUCAACCGCUUUCAGACUCCAACAAAAGAAAGGUCUUGGCAGAAACGACUGGUGUUAAUGCACAAACAUGGAAAGGACAAGGCGCUAAGCGACGUCGUUACUGGAGGCUUGGAAGAUCUCACGACAGGAAAUGAGAAACGAAUCGCAGGGGAUAAGGGGUUCAAAAACAAUCAGAUCGAGCGCUUUGCUUCCAUCAUUACUCGUCAUCUCUCAUCACCUUCUCUCAUAACAUCAUCACCAUCAUCCGCCUCCGCUCUUCACCAACAGUGGCUAGGUGCACCGAAUUCACUGUGCCUCCCCACUCCAGUAAUUUCAGAGCCUCCAAAACUACACAACAAAAACAUCAUCCCCCAAACAUCUGCACCAUCCCAAAAAAUAAUAUGGUAUCUGAACUUUUCCCCUCAUGUUCUUUCCCGGAAUGGAGAAAAAGAGAACCGAAAACCUCCACCCAUGCACCCUGUUGAGAGUUUCAAAGGGAGCCGGCACGCCCAAGAUCAAGAUCCAAACUGA
This is a messenger RNA of Lindgomyces ingoldianus, 576 nucleotides long. RefSeq lists its product as uncharacterized. NCBI's taxonomy places the organism in Eukaryota, Fungi, Ascomycota, Dothideomycetes, Pleosporales, Lindgomycetaceae. The transcript is spliced from 4 exons. Bases 1 to 576 code for a protein of 191 amino acids. The record is from RefSeq and is a predicted model, not a curated record.